Molecule: messenger RNA, 696 nt
Organism: Sesamum indicum (sesame)
Lineage: Eukaryota; Viridiplantae; Streptophyta; Magnoliopsida; Lamiales; Pedaliaceae
Source: RefSeq, a predicted model, not a curated record
AUGGGGCGCAAGAAGCUCGCGAUGCGGCGAAUAGAGAACCCGACCUCCCGUCAAGUAACGUACGCGAAGCGCAAGGAUGGCAUUGUCAAAAAGGCCAACGAGCUGUCCGUCUUGUGCGACACGGAUGUUGCCCUAAUCAUGUUUUCGCCCACCGGCCGCCUCACUAGCUUCGCUAGCAACGGAAGGGUUGAGGAUAUCUUCCUUCGUUUCGUUGACAGGCCUGAUGAGCUAAGAGGAGGGCCUAUUAAUAAUGAAGAGGAUCUUGAAGAAAAACUGGAUAAACUCAACAGGAAACAACGUGAGUCACAGGAGAAAAUGAGGUAUUAUGAACCUGAUAUAGAGAAAAUCAAUUCAGUUCUGGAAGGUGGAGUGUACCAGCAGUUCCUCACAAGCGCCCUUCAGCGUAUACAAUUGUCCAAGGCCAAAUUGCUAGGCAACCAACUUAUUCAUGAAAGGAAUGAAAAUGCUGAGAUGCAGGCAGCAACAGUCCAGAUGGAGGAUGCUGUUUCAGUGACUGAUCACUCUAUUGAUGGGAACCAAAAUGGGAUGAAUUCAAUGAGGGAUAUUGAAGAUCAGAAUGGAACAAGCUUAUCAAUGGGGCCUCAUCUAAGUCUUAGCUUCAUAGAAGCACAAAAGCAUUUCAAGAAGCUGCAGGGAAGUGAGCUGAGCACUCCAAGUUUUGACAAUUAUAAUUGA